AUGCGCCGGGGGCCACCAGGCUCUUGGGCAUCCGAAGGCAGCUCCUCGCAGCAAACCACCGUGUCGUCCUCGUCCUUCUCCCAGGCGCGCCAAUCCGACACGCCGCGUUCCCUCUUCGACCACGACUCGUCCAACUUCCUCCUCUCUCCCGCGCUGUCCGCCACCACCGCCGACUCUAGGCCAACCUCUGUCAUAUCGUGCUUGCCCUCACCCACAUUUCGAGACUCCUUCAUCUCCAUCGUCAACGACCCGUUUUUCCAAAAGCUGCGCGACGUCGGCCCGCCCCGUUCCUCGGCGCUGCAGUUGGACCAAGACUCGGACUCGGACCACGGCCAACCAAGUCGGCAGCAGGAACAAGAAUUUCUCUGGCAACCGCUGGGUCUAGGCUCCGCGCACGGGGAUCGAUACGGGGCUCAGCACGGGGUCGGCACAUGUAACAGUGGCGACGCUGACCUCCCCGCCCGAAACGUCAACUCCAUCCUCGACGAACUCGACCUCGCCCUUGACCAACACAUCACCGACGACGAAUUCGACGAAUUCGCCGACUAUCUCGGUCAAUUCGGACACGAAAACGACCACAGUCCCAGCGCUGCGAUUCCCAACGACGAACCUCACCCUGCCCGAAAUCCCUCCUCCUUCAUUGCAGUCCCACCUUCGCCUUGGCAGUCAUCAACAGCGACGUCACCUUCGACACCAACAGCUCGCCUCUCCGGCUCGUCACCCAAUUUGAGCAUGGAGGCGCUUAAUAUUGCCAUCAUCGGCGCCCGAGGCGUGGGCAAGUCGUCCUUCGUCCAGCGCGUCCUAGGCUUAUCGCGGCCCCCGAUAUCAAACUCGUCGAACCUGCGCAUGAUUAUCGACAACCAAAACUAUGCCGUGACUCUCCUCGAGCUCGACCUCGAACACUUUGACAUGGCCCCUUCCCAGCCCAUACAGUGGCCGAAGCAGAUCAAUGGCCAUAUCUUGCCGAGGGUUGAUGGCGCCCUAAUAUUGUAUGAUGUAACGAACAAGGAAACAAUUAUGGAUUUACCGCGGACGUUGGCUGCUUUGACAAACUCGGGGCUCCCCUCGAUUCUCGUUGCGUGCAAGUGUGAUGCUUCAGAAAACGCUAGACAGGUCGACGCUGAGGGCAUGGCUAGUCACGACUUCUUCAAGGCUUGCGUGGCCAACUACAACAUCUCAUCGAAGAAGCCGGAACAUUCUCGCGCAUGCCUCAACACCAUUCUUCGCACCGUAAUUGCGAACCGCAAAGAAGCUUCUGCCGAAGGUGGUGCGUCGCGUCGCCGCGCGGCAUCCGUCGCCCAACUUGAUACACCCGUCGACCCCAAGACCGGCCGGCCCCUCAGCCAACAAAGCAAGCAUAGCCGAGCAAGCUCUGACUUCCCCCGCCUGGACCUCAACCCCGCGCCCUCGUCUAAUUCGCUCAACGGUUCUGACCCCGCCGAUGGGGGCUCGUCGCAGAGCGUCUCGAACCAAUUACGCACCCCAGGCAUCAGGCUGGACCUGGCUGCCCACAACACCUUUUUAGACAUGGACGAGUCCGACGGCGAGUCGUACCGGUACUCCGACGACAUACCCAUCUUGCAGCGCAACGACGACACCCUACAAGAGAAGCCGGCCAAGGCUGCGGGCGUGAGCUUCGACGACCUCGUCGACCGCCUCGUCGCGCCGCGCAUGACCAAGGCCGACCAUGGGUUCGCUGACAUCCUUUUGUGCCUUUAUCGCCAAUUUGCCCCGCCCCUUCAGCUCUUCUCGGCCAUUCUUGAUCGAAUGGAUGUCGUGCGAGAUGACCAUUCGGCGCACUACUUGACCAAGACAGCAACGCAGCUGCGCAUGAUUGAGGUGGUUGCCAAAUGGCUCCUGGAAUUUGUCAAGCAUCUCUCGACGGAACCCAUCUUCUUCACCUCGGCGCAGCAAAUCCGGCGGUACCUCGAGUUCAACGUGGUGGAGGACGACGAUACCUGGUGGGCCAAAUCGGACUCGCUCGAGGAUCCCGGCAAGGGUGGUUUCAAGGACACGCUCAGCGGCAUUAGCAGCCUACGGCUCGACGACGAGGCGGCGGCGGCAGCCGACCGACGAGGAUCCGCGGCUUCGGGAGGUUUCGGCUCGGUAGACCCAACGGUCAGCAACUUUACGGGUCAGAGUCAGAUCCAGCAGUACGAAGAGUAUGAGCGGCAAGCGAUGAGGCUCGAGCCGACGGGCCACCUCCCGAUGAUCAAGGCGCGCUAUCAUUCCUUCAUGGCGAUACCGGAUGGCGAGGUAGCGGAGGAGAUGACGCGCAUCGAUUGGGUCAUGUUUUCGUCGAUUCGGAUCCGCGACUUUGUGCGGCACGUUGCGCUCUCGGCGGAGGAAAAGGAGAGGUGCCGGUCUCUCAAGAACGUGAACCGCAUGAUUAACCACUUCAACCACGUGGCCAAGUGGGUAGCGAACAUGGUGCUCCUCCGCGACAAGCCCAAGCACCGCGCGCAGAUGCUGGAGAAGUUUAUGAAUGUGGCGAUGAAGCUGCGGCAGCUCAACAACUACAAUGGUCUUGCGGCGGUGCUGGCAGGCAUCAACGGCACAGCAAGCCACUUUGCGUAUCGUCUGGCGUGGGAGAAUUCCCCGUUGCCGCGGAUCCCGUUUGUGCCCCUCCACCGACGCGACCUGGUCAGCGCGGAAGAGGGCAGCAAGACGAUGGUGGGCCCCAACGGGGAUCGCAUCAACUGGAAGAAGUUUGAAGUGCUCGGCGAAGUGAUUUUGCCCAUCAUGAAGAGCCAGGGGACGCCGUAUGGGAAACUGGGCAAGCAUGAUAGCGCUAGGGAACUCAUCCUGGACUGCAGGAUGCCAGCGGACGACGAGGAGAUUUACGACAGGAGUAUCGAGGUCGAGCCCCCGAGCGGCAGUGCUACGGAACUGGGGAAGAAGAAGUUUCCCUGGUUCGCCAAGAGCUAA
Messenger RNA from Parascedosporium putredinis, 2928 nucleotides. NCBI's taxonomy places the organism in Eukaryota, Fungi, Ascomycota, Sordariomycetes, Microascales, Microascaceae. The record is from the annotation of a GenBank genome assembly.